UCAGCAGAACUGAAAGAAGCUUGGGUAGGGCUACAUCAAAAGUCUAAGCCCUCUGAAGGGUUUUUAACAAACCCAGGGCGCUCUUUACAGAGCUGCCUUUCACUAGGAUUAUCAGCUACACAAAAGGGGGAUCUUUUGGGGGCAGCAUGGUGGCCUAUGAUGAAACCGGAUCGCUUUUGCCUGUUAAAAGAACAAUUCAAGUAAUUGAUGUUCAGAAUCCAUCUCAUAAAGAGUCUGAGGAGCCAAGUACAAAGCGAGUUAGACCUCUGGGACGUGUAUCAUCUUUGGCAAAUCUAAUUUCUCCUGUCAGAAAUGGUGCAGUUAGACGUUUUGGACAAACAAUACAGUCCAUCACAUUCCGGGGUGAUAAUAAAUCUCCUAGCUGCGCUCAGAAGCCAUGCAGCAAAGCCUCUGCCCCAACUCCACCAAAACGCAGAAACAGCAAGCUUUGGUCUGAGACACUGGAUGUGUCCAUGAAGGAAGUUCUAAGUGCAAAAGAGAUCAAGCGAAAUGAGGCUAUAUUUGAAUUAUUCCGAGGGGAACAAGAUUUAAUUGAAGACCUCAAGUUGGCCCGAAAGGCCUAUCAUGACCCGAUGCUAAAGCUGUGUAUUAUGUCUGAAGAGGAGCUCACGCAUAUAUUCGGAGAUCUGGAUUCGUAUAUACCACUGCAUGAAGAUCUUGUACGGAGACUUGAAGAAGCAACGACACCUGAUGGACUAGUUGGAGAGAUUGGUCAAAUACUUGUUAAAUGGUUACCCAGGCUUCAUGGAUAUAAAGGCUACUGCAGUCAUCAGCUGGCAGCUAAGGCACUCUUAGAUCAGAAGAAACAAGAUCCAAGAGUACAAGAUUUUCUACAGAGAUGUCUUGAGUCCCCUUUCAGUCGUAAGCUUGAUCUUUGGAGCUUCCUGGAUAUACCUCGCAGCCGUCUGGUUAAAUAUCCUCUUCUUUUAAAAGAGAUUCUACGACAUACUCCUAAAGACCACCCAGAUGCAUAUACUUUAGCAGAAGCAAUAUGUAUUAUUCAGGGGGUUUUGUCAGAUAUCAACAUUAAAAAAGGAGAAUCUGAGUGCCAGUAUUACAUUGACAAGUUAGAAUACCUGGAUGAGAAACAACGGGACCCACGGAUUGAAACCAGCAAAACAUUGCUGUGUCACGGAGAGCUAAGAAACAAAAGUGGAACGAAGCUAUAUGUAUUCCUUUUCCAAGACAUUCUGAUUCUGACACGUCCAGUCACACGUAAUGAGCGCCACUGCUACCAGGUGUAUAGACAGCCAAUACCAAUGCAGGACCUGGUAUUAGAUGAUCUUCAAGAUGGUGAUGUAAAAAUGGGUGGCUCCUUCCGUGGAGCUUUCACCAAUUCAGACAAAGCUAAAAAUAUCUUCAGAGUUCGAUUCCAGGACCCUACCCAUGGUCAGUCUCAUACCUUGCAGACCACUGACAUUUUCCAUAAGCAGCAGUGGCUCAAUUGUAUCCGAACAGCCAUGCUUGCCUACCAGCAGAUCACCUCAACAGCAGAGCUAAAAGAACUGCCAGGUGUUGAUGAGGAGUGUGAGGAGAACUCCCCACCAGCAGAGAGCUUCAAAAUAAAGAGGAGAUCCACAGUCUCUGAGAUUCUUACUGUGGAAGCUGAUAAUAACAAUGGGUCAGAGUGUAGCCUCGUAACUGAAAUGGCAGAUGCUAGUAGUACGCAGACAGGCCCUCGCAGGAUAUCAUUUGAGCACAGAUCAAAAUCCAAGACUCUGCCAUGUAGCAAACGAAAAGAAACAUUUGUUUGAAACCCUAUCUCCUAAAUGGAGGCCAAACUGUAUGUAUAUAAAUAAAUGAGUACAUUUUUAUAUACUGUAAAACUGGUGGGAUUAUUAAUCCUUGUAUGUUGUAUUGUUUGAAUUUCUUAAAGGCAGCUAUUUCUAUACUUAACCCUCUUGAUUAUGGGUGGGGUAUUUUUUUAUGCUUCACCACUGAACCGUAACUGGAAAUAUGCCAUACGACAUCACUGGACUAGUAUUAGCUGGAAAAAAAUGGAGAGACCGUUGAAGUCAGCAAAAAUGCAGCAAAUCCAUUCUUUUGGGGAAGUCAUUUUAGAAAGACUUUGAAAUAGAAAAUGCACAGAUUUUACACAAGGUGGUGAUUGCAGUGAAACAGUUUCACCGUGUGGACAUUAAUGGAUUACUAACUGUGGAAUCGAAGUUCAAGUAUCAUGUUUAAGCUUCUACAAGGUUAAAUUAUUUCUCAUGUUACUUGAUGGAGCCACUGUAUUAUUUUUUGUAUAAAAUGUGGUCAAAAUAUUUUAAAUAGUCUUCUGACUUUGUGGUUUGUCUUUUCCUCUUUCCAUUGUUGUACGUGUUCCUAUCAGGCAGUUUAUAUAACUUUUUUUUUUUCAUUUUUGUUAUUAUUAUUAUUAUUAUUAUUUUUACUACUACUAUUUUUAUCAGAUCUUUUCAAGACAAAGGAAAAUUAUGCUGUAGGCCAUCGUCUGGCGUAUUGAAUUCAGAUCUUUCUAAAUUCACAGCUGUAGACUUGUGCUGCAAAUUUCAAGGUUCUGUUGGCGCUAACAUGUAUCAGACAAUGCAGGAAUAGAAAGUGCUUAUACUUAUUUUUGUUUGCCGUGCUGGACACUUGAAAAAAGAAUCUUCCUAUAUUUAAUGAGUGUUCUUUUUUUUCAUAUUACUGGAACACAUAAUUUGUGAAUUUGUACAUUCCUUUUUUUUUUCAUAUCCUGCCAGGUAUUUUAUUUUUAUUAUUUUUUUUUCUGUAAUAGCUCUGGGAUUAUUAUCCAUGUUGUUAUUAUUAUUGUUUUAUAAUUAUGUCAGCAUAUUGUAAGGGGGUGUUUUGUUUAAAAACACUUAACAAAUAUGGUCAGACCCAGUUUAGCCUUUAAUGUUUACUGGUUAGCCCUUAUUUUAAAUAUUCAAAAUAUCAAUACAGUAAAAAUGAAAACAUUGGUCCCUACUUCCUUUUGCUGUAAAAGAUCCAUUGCUGUCCAGUUUUAUUUGAUACUUUAUAGUUCUAACACAAUAACUAGAUGUAAAGCAAAUAAAAUGGGUACCACAUCUGAUGCAAACCUAUAAUGUUGGCCAUACAAGAGUAAUAAGUGAUUUUUAAAGAAAUGGAAUUGUCAUGCAAGUUAGUGAGUACUAAGCAAAGUAGAACUGGCAUGCAAAGCAUUUAUUUAUUAAUUAUUGCAGAUGAUAGAAUUUUCUGAAGAAUGUGUUAUAUUAAUAUUUUCAGUCAGUGAGCAUUCUUCCCCAUUAUACUUGGCUAGUAGUUGAUACUUACGUAUUCUGCUCUGUUGUAUAGAAAGCCAAUUUUUACUCCCGUUUUUAUCCACAAGAGUAGUAGUAGAUAGAAGGAAAGUAAUAUGGCAACAUUAACCAGCAUAAAACUGCAUAAGCAGUAGUCCUGUACAUUAUUUUGUGUACAAAACAUUUUUAAUGCAGUUUAAUCAUGUAUAUAUGCUUGGUUAAUAAGUUUUGUCUUCAUUUAUUUGUAUGUGUCAGCACUACUAAGAAAAAUAGAUCAUUCAGAAAUCACUUGACAGUACUGCCCUAAAAAAACGUCAUUAAAAACUAAUAUAAUUCAUUAGUAUGUUUAAAGGCCAGACUGGGAUUGACCAAAUUCACUUUAUUUUCUACAGGGUGAAACCGAGCCAUGCAGUUUUGAGCCAGUAAAACAAGAAAACUCCUUGAAUGUAGCGUCGUGUGUGUAAAUGUUUGCUUAUUAUGAAAAGCAUGUAAAACAACAUUUUCGACUACUAAAGAACUGCAUUGAGACAGAGUUGGGGGUUAAAGCAAGUUACAGAAGGUUAGAGGACUAUUGAGUAAGAUAUUUAUGAUAAAACAGUGCAGAUGAAAUGUUAUUUUGGAAAUUACAGAAUCAAAUAUAUAUCGCCAAGUUAGGCAUUUAAAACUGGCUCCUUUGCUGCAUGAAAACAAGCAUAGGCAAGUUUUGUUGCUUGUUGAAAAUGGAAGACUUUGCUGUCUUGUAUUAAGUGUGAUGUCACUUGAUUUUUUCAUAUAAAAGGAACUGAACUGUCUGUAAAAACUGAAUAUAGCAGCAAAGCUGGUAAAUUAGAAAUAAAGAGAGUAAAUUGUAUGUAGGGUUAUAUAGAGUUCUCCUGAAAGGCAAAGAGCGCUGUUGCUUUUGGAAAGACUGUAAAUAGUUUUAUAGAGAAAGUAAAAUGGGCAGUUCUCCAUAUACAAGUUGUACAGUUUAAAACAUGGACAUUUCAAUAAAAUUCUAACGUAAAUUGUA
Protopterus annectens (West African lungfish) is the source of this 4251-nucleotide messenger RNA. RefSeq names its product neuroepithelial cell-transforming gene 1 protein-like. Gene Ontology annotation, biological process: intracellular signal transduction; positive regulation of Rho protein signal transduction. Bases 147 to 1775 code for a protein of 542 amino acids. The record is from RefSeq and is a predicted model, not a curated record. The transcript has 10 exons. Lineage: Eukaryota; Metazoa; Chordata; Ceratodontiformes; Protopteridae. Gene Ontology annotation, molecular function: guanyl-nucleotide exchange factor activity.